Molecule: messenger RNA, 153 nt
Organism: Fusarium redolens
Lineage: Eukaryota; Fungi; Ascomycota; Sordariomycetes; Hypocreales; Nectriaceae
Exons: 2
Coding region: 1-153 (50 amino acids)
Source: RefSeq, a predicted model, not a curated record
AUGGAAGAGGAGCGUUCUAGUGGAGCUAAGUUUCUUGAGAUUAAGCUCGAGAGUCGGCGAGAAGGUUUCGCCGGUUGCGAAACGGGGAAGCUUCUGGGUUCUGAAAAAGCCCGACGGCACUUGUCAGCUGAGUUACCCUGCCGCACGCAAUAG